CGAGCGGAGCUGCAUAAGAUGGCGGCGGCGGGAGCUGAGGCGGCGGCCGAGGAGGAGAAGCGGCUGCCGGAGGGAGACCCCGAGUCGGGCGGGGACUCGGACGAUGAGGGCGACUCGGACUCGUCCGGGGACGGCGAGGAUGAGGAGAAGGAGAACGAGGCCGAGAUCCAGCGGCUGGAGGAGCAGCUCUCCAUCAAUGCUUUUGACUACAACUGUCACUUGGAUCUGAUCAAGCUGCUCCGGCAGGAGGGAGAGCUGGUGAAGCUCCGCAGGGCUCGGCAGAAGAUGAGCGAGCUCUUCCCCCUCACUGAAGAAAUUUGGCUGGACUGGUUGAAGGAUGAGAUAAAAAUGGCUUCAGAGGUCUCUGAGAGAGAGAAGGUUUAUGAGCUGUUUGAAAGAGCUGUCAAGGAUUACAUCUGUCCUGAGAUCUGGCUGGAAUACGCCCAGUAUUCCAUUGGAGGCAUUGGGCAGGAAGGAGGCAUCGAGAGGGUUCGCUCCAUCUUCGAGCGGGCUCUGACGGCCGUGGGGCUGCACGUCACCAAGGGCACGGCCCUCUGGGAAGCCUACAGGGAGUUUGAGAAUGCCAUCCUGGAAACAGCACAGCCAGCUCCUGGCAGCAUUCCAUCCCCGGAGCAGCAGCAGGUGCUGUGCAGCCAGCUCGAGAAGAUCCACACGCUCUUCCGGCGCCAGCUGGGGAUCCCACUGCUGGACAUGGAGGCUUCAUAUGCUGAAUAUGAAGAGUGGUCAGAAGAGCCCAUUCCAGAAACAACAAUAAAGAACUACAAAAAAGCUCUGCAGCAGCUGGAGAAGUGUAAACCCUAUGAGGAGGCACUGCUGGGUGCUGAAACCCCAAAGCUGGCAGAAUACCAAGCUUACAUUGAUUUUGAAAUGAAAGCAGGUGACCCAGCUCGGAUUCAGCUGAUCUAUGAGAGAGCUUUGGCUGAGAACUGCCUUGUCCCAGACCUCUGGGCACGCUACAACCAGUAUUUGGACAGGCAGCUGAAGGUGAAGGAAUUGGUUUUAUCCGCUCACGACCGCGCUGUCAGGAACUGCCCCUGGACUGUUGGGCUGUGGAUUAGGUACCUGCUGGCCAUGGAGAGGCACAGGGUUGAGCACAGCAUCAUUUCUGAAAUGUUUGAAAAAGCUCUGAAUGCAGGUUUUAUUCAAGCAACGGACUAUGUAGAGAUCUGGCAGGCCUACCUGGAUUACCUGAGGAGAAGGGUGGAUUUUACACAAGACUCCAGUAAGGAGCUGGAGGAGCUGCGCUCUGCAUUUGCACGAGCUGUGGAGUACUUGAAACAAGAAGUAGAAGAAAGGUUCAGUGAAAGUGGAGAUCCAUCCUGCACCAUCAUGCAGAAUUGGGCAAGAGUUGAGGCCCGCUUGUGUAACAACAUGCAGAAAGCCAGGGAGCUCUGGGACAACAUCAUGACUAAAGGAAAUGCCAAAUAUGCCAACAUGUGGCUGGAAUAUUACAACCUGGAAAGGGCCCAUGGGGACACCCAGCACUGCAGGAAGGCCCUGCACCGGGCAGUGCAGUGCACCAGUGACUACCCCGAGCACGUCUGCGAGGUGCUGCUCACCCUGGAGAGGAUAGAAGGAACACUGGAAGACUGGGAUGCAGCUGUUCAGAAAACUGAGAACAGAUUGGCUCGAGUGAAUGAGCAAAGAGCAAAGGCUGCUGAGAAAGAAGCUGCUCUGGCAAAGCAGGAGGAGGAGAGAGCUGAGCAGAGAAAGCAAGCAAGGGCAGAGAAGAAAGCUUCCAAAAAAGCCAAAAAAACCAAGAUUGGGGACAAGCGCAAAGCAGACGAGGAUGAUGAGGGUGAAUGGGGACAAGAAGAAGAGCUGCCCAGCAAGAGGUACAGGGGAGAGGGAGAUGGAGUGCUCCCUGAAGAGGACAUGGAGGUGGAGACUGGGCUCUCUGGGAGGAGUGAGAAGCCAGAUGGCCCCGUGGCCCCCAAGGAAAAGGCGUCCACGAGCCGCAAGGACGCGCCCAAGGUGCUCCACGACAGCAGCAAGGAUAAAGUCACUGUGUUUGUCAGCAACCUCUCCUACACCAUGGCAGAGCCCGAGGCAAAGCUCAGGGAGCUCUUUGGCAGCUGUGGGGAGGUCGUGGAGAUCCGAGCAGUGUUCAACAACAAGGGCACCUUCCGGGGCUACGGCUACGUGCAGUUCAGGGAGGAGGAGGCAGCUCGGCAGGCCCUGGCCUUGGACCGCACGGCCGUGGAGGGCAGGCCCAUGUUUGUGUCUCCUUGUGUGGACAAGAACAAGAAUCCUGACUUCAAGGUGUUCAGGUACAGCACUACCCUGGAGAAACAUAAACUCUUUAUAUCUGGUUUGCCAUUUUCCUGCACUAAGGAAGAGCUGGAGGAGGUGUGCAAAGCCCAUGGGAAUGUGAAGGACAUUCGACUGGUCACCAACAGAGCUGGAAAACCCAAGGGCCUGGCUUAUGUGGAAUACGAGAAUGAAGCCCAGGCCUCUCAGGCUGUGCUGAAGAUGGAUGGGCUGACAGUGAAGGACCACGUCAUCAAGGUGAUGAUCAGCAACCCCCCGCUGCGGAAGCUUCCGGAGCGGCCCGAGCCCGGCAGGGCCUCCCUGCCCCUGGCACCACGGCACACCUAUGGAGCGCGAGGGAAGGGAAGGACACAGCUCUCCAUGAUGCCGCGGGCGCUGCAGCGUCAGAGCAACCCCGUGGCCAAGGCUGAGAAUGGGAUGGUCCAGAACUCACCAGCAGCGUCCUCUGACCCCCCUGCAGAACCUAAAAAGAUGUCCAAUGCUGAUUUUGCCAAGAUGCUCCUGAAAAAGUGAGCAAGGAGCGUGCACUCAGCGGGUCUGGUCCAAUGUGAAAUGCCUUUCUGGAAGCCAUGUUGUGUCCUUAAGCUUUGCAAGGAGAGAACGCCCGUCCCAAUCCCGUGUAGAUACUGGACUGCUGCAUUCCUCGGGAUCAGUGCAGGAUGGCACAAAUCCAGGUGGUGGUUUUUUUGGUUUAUUUUUUUUU
Molecule: messenger RNA, 2995 nt
Organism: Passer montanus (Eurasian tree sparrow)
Lineage: Eukaryota; Metazoa; Chordata; Aves; Passeriformes; Passeridae
Gene: SART3
Product: spliceosome associated factor 3, U4/U6 recycling protein
Exons: 19
Coding region: 19-2805 (928 amino acids)
Biological process (GO): RNA processing
Molecular function (GO): RNA binding; protein binding
Source: RefSeq, a predicted model, not a curated record